GACGGCGAGCCGAUCGCUGCUUUUCGCAUAUCGCACGGCGGCGGCUCGCUCUCGCGCCGGCUGCCAUCUUGAGAAGAGAGCUGAGCGAGUAUAGUGUGUAGAAGAGAGAAGUAGCCCCUCGCGCUCUCGUUCUGCCCGCGGGGAAGCCGGCUCUGUUGGCUGCAGAGCAGUGUGCUACUGUGCGCCGCGCGCGAAAACCGCAUCAUCCUCGAGAGAGAGGAGCGCGCGCGAGACGAGAGUCUCAAGUAGUGAGCAGUGUGUCCCCUCUGUAGUCGACGUCUCCGCCGCAGCCGCCGCCGCCGCCGCCGCCGGCCCUCUUCUCUACGCAGUGCAGGGCGAGUGAGGAAGAGCCCCUGCAGCCUGUACUCGCCCGCCCCCGAACCCCCGCCACCGCCAACAUUCGAGCCCGGAAUGCGCUAGGUCUGCUGCUCCACUCUUAUGUUGGUAACUGGGUGAGAGGACGAGAGAGCGUGUUUAAAGGGUGUGCAUUUUCAGUAGGAGAUCAGGGCAGUUUGAUAAAGAGUGGUGCAAAGGACAAGGACGGCGUUGACACUCAGUGUUUUGAAAGAAUGGCGCUUCCAAGUAGAGCAAGAGUGUAUACAGAUGUAAAUUCACACAAACCCAGAGAGUACUGGGAUUAUGAGUCGUACGUCGUCAACUGGGGUCAACAAGAUGAUUACCAGUUGGUGAAGAAACUGGGACGUGGCAAAUACAGUGAAGUGUUUGAAGCUUACAAUAUUACAAAUAACGAGAAAUGCGUCGUUAAAAUAUUAAAGCCAGUCAAAAAGAAGAAAAUCAAGAGGGAAAUUAAAAUCUUGGAAAACCUGCGAGGAGGGACCAAUAUUAUAACACUCCAAGCUGUUGUUAAAGAUCCAGUUUCUAGGACACCAGCUUUAAUAUUUGAACAUGUUAACAAUACAGAUUUUAAACUGCUGUACCAGACAUUAACGGAUUACGAUAUACGAUACUACCUCUAUGAGUUAUUAAAGGCAUUAGAAUAUUGCCAUAGUAUGGGUAUUAUGCACAGAGACGUGAAGCCGCACAACGUCAUGAUCGAUCACGAGAAUCGAAAACUGCGGUUAAUCGAUUGGGGUCUGGCAGAGUUUUACCAUCCAGGUCAGGAAUACAAUGUGCGUGUUGCCUCGCGUUACUUUAAAGGACCUGAGCUCCUUGUAGAUUAUCAGAUGUAUGAUUAUUCAUUGGAUAUGUGGUCGCUGGGCUGUAUGUUUGCGAGCAUGAUCUUUAGGAAAGAACCUUUCUUCCACGGCCAUGACAACUAUGACCAGUUAGUCAGGAUUGCCAAAGUACUGGGCACGGAGGAGCUCUUUGAGUACCUUGAUAAGUACCACAUCGAGCUUGACGUGCGUUUCAACGACAUUUUGGGCAGACACUCUCGUAAACGCUGGGAGCGUUUUGUUCACUCGGACAAUCAGCAUCUUGUCUCGCCCGAAAGCCUCGAUUUCCUCGACAAACUGCUGCGCUACGAUCACUAUGAGAGACUUACUGCGCGCGAGGCUAUGGACCAUCCCUAUUUCUACCCAAUUGUAAAGGAACAAGGCCGAAUGGCCAUGGUGUCGUCAUCACCUACUCCCAUGACAGGCUCAUUGCCUGUAGAUGAUCGCGGCGUAGCGGUGGGAAGCUUGCUGCCGGCAUCAUCCGGACCAGCAGCAGCAUCAGCCGGCAAUGGUUCUGGCGGUGGCGUCGACGCCUCCGUAAUACCGGGCAGCAGUGCAACGGUAGCAGCAGCAACAGCCCCAGCGUCAGCCGUGACCUUGUCGGCGAGCCUCGAGGAACUUUCCAAUCUGCCCCCGGUCAUACCCCAGCAUCUCUAAUAUCGAGCUUCUGUUACACGACCAGCGGCAACAAGCCGAUUCCAAGCCGCAACGACGCAGCGACCGAACUACUAUCAUUACCAUCAUCGAAAGCAGCAGCAGCAACGGCAACAGCAGCUACACUAACUGGUCCCAGAGCUUCGCAGCUUCGUCCUCGUCGAUGUCAUCCUCGUCCUCGUCGAUGUCGUCCUCGUCCUCGUCGUAAUCUCCUCGUCGCCCGGCUGCAGGCGGACAGCGACGCGGCUCCGGCUUUGCGCGCCCCCGGCGCGUGACACGCGCUCUGUGCGACCGUAUUACACUUUUAUUAUAUUGUAUAUGUACGAUGAGAGUUGAGGAAAGAACUGUGUGACGCGAAGAGAGCAACGGACUGUAACGAUUUGAGAGAAUAAUAAUAAUUAUAAUAAUACAAAUAAUAAAAGAAACAAAAAAAGAAUACAAUGAGAAACAAUUGUGUAUAACGCGCUGUCACAUCAUCAUUAUAUAAUUGUAUUAUCGGGACGAGGAGGCCAGCUGCCACGAUUUUUACGUACUAUACAUUGGAAUAUGUACACAGCUCAUUUUAUUUUUCGUCGCGCGCGGAAAGAAAUGAAAAAGAAUUAUUACUAUAAAUAUACAUAUGCAUAUACAACGCGAUCCAUAUUACAUUGUUACACUCAUACAGACACACCCACACACACACGCGCGCGCGAUCAUUCGUUACAUUAUGUAUACAUGUGCAUUGCCGUGAAGCAGAAAAGAAGGAGGAGGACGGACUCGCGAGCGUAUAUUAUAUUGUAAACAGGGGGGAGAAUAAAAAAAAUUGAUGCCACGUUGACGUAAAGCAGGAGAGGAAGGAAAAACAGUAUGUGUACGAGCAGUUGCUAGCGCGCGAGCCGCUGAUGAAUCAAUUGUGUUUGAAUGAAAAGGAGAUCGAGCGCGCGCGUACUCACACACUAGGUCACUCUCUCAGUUUAUAUAGUAUAUUUAAACGACAAUGGAAGAAAAAGGCAGAAAAUGGAUAAAAUGAUGAAGCAAAAAUAUAAAAAAAGAAAACGACGAAUGUUCAUUUAUAUCUGAUACAACAAUGAUAGCUGAAUAAACUGUUUGUUAUAGCCAAGUACUAUUUGUGCUUUGUGAAUACCUAUAUAAAAAAAGAUAAAAAAUGAUACAUACAAACAGAAUGAAUGAUGAUGCAUUUCAGUGGCGGUUUAUAUCAAUCAAUGGAGAUGACACGUUUUGUAUCAGUGAUAAGGAUUGUUUUUCCUUCAGUCUUAAAGGAUGUUCAGAGAUUCUAUUAGAUCUUUCAUUCAGAAAGUUUAAAAAAUUAUCUACGGACCUACGGUAUCCAAAAUGUUUUAUACUAUACUUUUUUUGUAAUGACUUUUCUCAAAUGGUGCAAAGAAUUACAUAUGCAAGUCUAUAUUAGUCAUUUUUCUUAGCUAAAUUAUUCUCCAUUCAAAGCUAUGAUGCUAUAUUGUUACUUUUUUACCAUACAUACUUUUUCAAUUCAAAUUACACCAAUAAAUAAUAUUUUUUGAGAAGUUUCGAUGUUUACUUUUGGAGAUGUGGUUUUUAAAAUAAAUACACUUCAUAAUGGAUAACAAGACAACAAUUACGGUUUCCUUAUUUAUUUUUUAAGCAAAUCACUACUGUCAUGCCAAACUUUGCCAAUUAGUUACAAUUUUACUACAUUAUUAUAAUAGCAUGUAAAACUGUUAGAUUAUAAUGAUUAUCAUCUCUAAGACUGAAGGAAAAACAACUUUCAGAAGUUCAUAAGUAUAACGUGUCUCCCUAGCACACGUGAGAAAUCAAUGUGCAAUGCUUUAUGCAUUUUUUUUUCAAUCCUGACUGAGAAAAAAGGUUUAUUAAAUCUAGUGCAAGAUUGCAUAUGAUUAUCAUGUAAUGAGCGGGUUAUUCAUGCGCGAUUUGUGCAUGAUUAAGUAAGGUGUGAAUAAUAUAUAAUUGUAGAAUAGUUAUACAUAUAUUACUUGUAGAUUGUGUACAAAUUGCCCAUUAAUAGCCUAUAUUUAUGUUUUCAUACAUUUACUCAGUCAGCAUUAAUGUUUAGAAAAAUCCCUUGUUUCCGUUCUCAGCGUUAUAACAUGAUGAAGGUUAAGGUAUAUAUAUAUUACGAUGUAUGUACCCUCGGACUAUAUUCGAGCAGAUUUAUACUUGCAAAUAUUAAUACGACCCAUAUGGGAUAAAGUCAUCUCAUAAAUGUAGUUAUACCAUCGAAUUAAAAGCAAGCGUUGAUGCCCAAAGGGCUUUUCGGGGUGUACGAUAAGAUGGUAGACUUUUACCGACUUUACAGAUUAGAUUAUUGAUUUUAUUGCUAGAAACAUUGCAAAGGCGAUUUUUUAUUAAACUCCUGUAUCGGGAAACUUGAAGUCGUUUUGAUUUUGCGUGGAUGAAAAUUCUCAUUAUAUUAUACUAUAAUCAAUCGCAUUUAUCAUCCUGUUGUCGUACCAGUGAGUUGGAAAAAGUAAAGUUUAUAAGCAGGCCGUAAAGCAAAGAGAAUAAGCCUAACUAAAUCUAUCUCCAUUUAAACACCGAUCUACAUAUUAGAGAUUAGAAAAACAUUAUAUUCGGGCGAAGUGGAGGGCAUAGUAGAGAGGACAUCAGAAAGUCCAUAGGAUGAAGAGAAGAUAUGACAGGAUAUAAGUUGUACAUGGUGUACACUUUGCGACUUGGCUUUCGUUGGUCAAGCGCAUUAAAAUCGUCUCUCUAACUCACUCUAUUACUAUAUCUAUACCUAUAUUUUUUGAGUAUUAAAAAAUCACUGAGAAUUUAAAA
Messenger RNA from Nasonia vitripennis (jewel wasp), 4604 nucleotides. RefSeq names its product casein kinase II alpha subunit (gene CkIIalpha). The transcript has 8 exons. Gene Ontology annotation, biological process: protein phosphorylation. Gene Ontology annotation, cellular component: cytosol; protein kinase CK2 complex; nucleus. The record is from RefSeq and is a predicted model, not a curated record. The coding region runs from base 570 to 1832 and encodes 420 amino acids. Gene Ontology annotation, molecular function: ATP binding; protein serine/threonine kinase activity. Lineage: Eukaryota; Metazoa; Arthropoda; Insecta; Hymenoptera; Pteromalidae.